CACGUGGCACCGCCUGGCCUUCGCUUACUGUCAAAUUAAUGGUUGACAUUUCGCGUCUCGCUGGAGUAUAAUUAAUAGAAUAAACGCUAUAUAAAAUCGUAAAGAAUUAUUAUACGAUUCUAUUGUUUGCUCGACGUUUUCGUAUGUAAAAACAAAGAAAAAAAUCGAAGAUAUCCGCGUUGUACUUCGAAACAAAAUAAUAUUUGUAUACAUAUAACGGCGGGGGUUAGGAUAAUCGAAGAUUACCGCGACGAUAUCAGCGCCACGUUUUAAUACUGAAAACUCGUGUUGGUUACUGUACAGCUGUGAGGUGCGAAACCGUCGUAAAAUUCUCCGUGUGACAAGUGUCAGGCUAUAUUUUUCUCUUCUUCGAAUAAGCGCGACUCCGCUGGCUGACGAGAGGGCGAGCAUCUUCAGCGCGAAAAUGAGGGAGGCAGGAAUAAUGCUGAUAAGCACCGCGCUAACGUGCGUUGUUAUCGGCAAUGCGUACUACCAAAGAAAACAAUUCUAUCCGACCGUUGUUCACAUAACCAAAUCCAAUCCGAGCAUGACCGUGAUUUACGCUCAAGGAUUCAUACUCGCGUUCAUGAUAAACGCCUUCCUGCGAAAGAUCUUUUUCGGUACCCUACGUGCUGCCGAGCUUGAGCAUCUGGUGGAGAAAGUGUGGUAUGCAGUGACGGAAACAUGCUUGGCGUUUACAGUGUUCAGGGAUGAUUUCAGUCCUAAAUUUAUAGCGUUAUUUACUCUCCUUCUGUUCUUGAAGUCAUUUCACUGGCUCGUGGAGGACCGGGUUGAUUAUAUGGAAAGAAGCCCAGUAAUAACAUGGUUGUUUCAUCUCAGAGUUGCUACUUUACUAGGACUUUUGUUUGCCAUAAAUUUAACAAUGAUCCAUUAUGCUUAUAAUACAACGGCCACUAAAGGACCUUCUGUACAACUUGUAUUUGGUUUUGAAUAUGCAAUUUUGCUGACUGUUGUUUUUAACAUCACUGUAAAAUAUGUAUUACACACUAUUGAUCUGCAAAGUGAAAAUCCAUGGGAUAACAAGCCAGUAUUCCUGUUGUAUACAGAAUUGAUUAUUGGCUUAUUAAAGGUUAUCCUCUAUGUUGCCUUUGUGACUUUAAUGAUAAAGUUAUUCACGUUACCUCUAUUUGCAUUGCGUCCUAUGUAUUAUACAAUGCGUGACUUUAAAAAAGCAUUUCAUGAUAUUGUAAUGUCACGAAGGGCUAUCAGGAAUAUGAAUACACUUUAUCCAGAUGCAACAACUGAAGAAUUAGCUGCUGCUGAUAACGUCUGUAUAAUAUGCCGAGAAGAAAUGGUUGCAGCCAGUAAAAAGUUGCCGUGUAAUCACAUCUUCCAUACUGCUUGUCUACGUUCUUGGUUUCAACGUCAACAGACAUGCCCGACAUGCCGGUUGAAUAUUUUGCGACCUACACCGAACAAUGUACCACCUAGACAACAAAAUCCUCCCCAGCCAGGACCACAGGCGCCUCCUCAACCUCCACAAGCACCUGGUGGCAACCCUCCUAUUGGGCCACCAUUUCAUUUCCCAGUAUUUUGGACUGGAUUACCAGCUCCAGGAAUGCCGGAACAACAACAACAGCAGCAGCAGCAGCAGCAGCAGCAACCGUCUCAAAAUAAUGCUGGAAAUACGCCUCCGCCUCAAAAUGUACCACCUACCGGAAAUAUACCGCUUUUCCCGCCACUAUUUCCUGCAAUAGUGCCAUUGCCACCUAUUCCUGUACCACCACCAAAUUUAACUGAAUUAAGCGAAGAAGAGCUUCGAGCGAUGGAAGGUAAUUUGCGGCAAGCUGUUCAGGCCAGGAUACAAACGUUGCAAAGAAUUCAACUUUUAUUGGAUGCAGCCAAUGCAAUGAUGAAUCAAUAUCAAACAGUGGCUGUUACAGCUAACGUUCCUGUGCACAACAGCAGUUCUACAAGCAAUAUCGAUAGUACAUUAGAUACAUCUACAAUGGCAAAACCAAGUACAAGUAAUACAGCGCAUACAAGCGCCGGGAUCACUGACGAAAGUUCUCAAAUUAAAGUGGAAAACAGUCCUACUCCAAGUACGUCGAAAGAAAAUACUUCUUUUCCAAGUACGUCAAAGGAAGAUGUAUCAACAUUUAAUGAAUCUGCUGAUAUAUCAGAUUCACCUAGGACUGAGACAGAAUCUUCGAAUGAACAAGAAAUGUUACGCAGACGUAGAUUACAAAAAUUUUCACCUCCGCCAACAGAAUAAAUAAAAAUAAAAUUGUGUGAUAAAGAUUAUGUAACAUAAUAGUCUUUAACUUGGUUAAUUAUCGGCCUCAAUUAAUACGAACAAUCAAUAAUUGAGGAUUGUAACAACUAAAGUUUGGAUUUUGUGAUCGAUAUGAGAGUUUGUUGAAUGAUAUUGGAAUCAGCCAGUCAAUCGGUUAAGGACAGAUAGAAAUAAUUAUAAGGAAUUCUCUAGCGAUUGUUAAAUCCAGGAGUUAGUAAUAACUGAGACUGAAAGCUCGAGACUCAAAUCAUAAUUUGAAGUUAUCAGCAUUCAUAAACGCAUGAAUUAUUUUUUAAUGAAAUGACAAUUCUUUUGUCUUUCUUUUUAUAAACUAUUAUCAGAGUAUGUAUAAAAAGUAUGAUAAAUUAGUUCGAUUGGCAUUACAUUUUGGAGAUUUACAUAAA
Messenger RNA from Nylanderia fulva, 2661 nucleotides. It is a transcript of the gene sip3, whose product is annotated as septin interacting protein 3. Gene Ontology annotation, molecular function: ubiquitin protein ligase activity. Gene Ontology annotation, biological process: ERAD pathway; proteasome-mediated ubiquitin-dependent protein catabolic process. Gene Ontology annotation, cellular component: endomembrane system. The record is from RefSeq and is a predicted model, not a curated record. NCBI's taxonomy places the organism in Eukaryota, Metazoa, Arthropoda, Insecta, Hymenoptera, Formicidae.